GCCAGAAACGAGUUCCACUCAUAAAUAGAUACUCGUCUCCUUCCUCCGCCUGCGAUCCUCCUCCCUGCCCCAUUUCUCUCCUUCCUCCACCCACCCGGCUUUCGUUUCUUGGAAGCGAGAGGAGGGACGGGGAGGGAGAGGGGGCGGAGGGCGCCGGUGAGCUUUGCCAGGGAAGCUGCUUGCGUGGGGCUUUGCACGGCCGGGCCCCGCCCACGCUUCCCUCUUGCUCACUCACUCCCACCAACGCUCGCCUCUCACCUACUCUCUCUCUCUUAUCUCCUUCCGAGAUCCCUUUUUCCCUUUCGUCUUUGCUAGGACCAUUCUUUGAUCUUUCCUUGGCUCCAAAUACUCCCGUUCCAGCUGCGCAGAUCCCACCUCGGUUCCCUCCCGUCCGAGUAAUCAGCUCGAAUUUGACUUGUUUCUUGCUCUUCUUUUUUGUGGCUGCUCAGUUGGUGCGCGUCUCCGCUUCAAUCCGAGAACAACCCCCGCUCGGCAACAAGUGUCCCCCCUUCUUCUCCGGGCUUCGAUUCGAUCGAAUCCCGCCCAAUAUUUUUCUAACCCUUUCUGAAGUGGGUUCCAUCGCCUAGCUUUCUCCGGAAAGCAGCUGAGCUAGUGGUUGAUGCGGCUGUGGUCGUAGAGGCGGCAGCAUCUCACCUCUCUCUCUUCCACUGGGUCUGGGUCUGGGUGGCUUGCGUUGUUUAUUUGCGAGGAGCACUGUGCAGCCGCAGUGCUCCACGCCUCGCUUAUUUGCCUCUCAUCAAUGCUUGCCCUGGUCGCCACCUUCGUCUUCUCCUGCCUCCUCUUCUUGUCCAAGCCAUGCGCCCGUGACAUGAGACUCUUCCUCGCCUCCAUCUCCCAACAACUCGCGCUCUCGCUGCUCGGAUUCUUGGCCGGCUACAGGCUGCUCGGCGGCGUCGCCUCCAGGGCCACGGCCACGGCCGUGGACGCCAUGCCCCUUAUGCCGUCCUUCAAGAGGAAGCGCCCGGCCGCCAAGCUGGAGACUACGGAUACGACCGGCGAGCCGUCGGUGCUCGACCUCCCGGAGCUGGCCAUCGACUGCAUUCUCGCCAAGCUGCCGCCGGCGGAGCUGCGGAACAUGGCCGCCGUCAGCCGGUCCAUGCGGGAAAGGUGCAGGAGCGAUCACCUCUGGGAGCGCCACAUGUCCGACAAGUGGGGUUCUGUCCUGGGUACCGCCGCGAGGGACGAGUGGAGGUCGUACCUGUCCUCGUCAACCGCGGCCGGCGGCGGCGCGUCGGGGUGCGGGUCUGCUGGCAGCGGCAAGCACCGGAGGUGGCUUGCCGCGCUGUCCUGCGUCUGCCCGGUGGUGUCCUGGAUGCGGCCUAGGGCUGACGGCGGCGCCGGCACGUCCGGGGGGCCUGUGCUGGAUGAUUCCAUCAUGUCGUGGUAUCUCCACCUGGAGAGCAGCAAGUUCUGGUUCCCCGCACAGGUCUACAACCGAGAGCAUGGGCAUGUUGGGUUCAUGAUGUCAUGCUAUGAUGCAGAGCUCAGCUAUGAUUUCCGCACUGACACGUUCCACGCAAGGUAUCCACCACACGGGCGACGAACCGUAGUCUUGGAGGAUGGCGUGCAAUGGGACAGGGUCAGGGCACCUCCCGUCGGAACUCUUGCACAUGACCUGCAUGCCUCUGACUGCUUACAUGAACUACGGCCUGGCGAUAACAUUGAGAUUCAGUGGAGAAGGAACAAGGAGUUCCCAUAUGGCUGGUGGUAUGGAGUUGUUGGCCACUUGGAAUCAUGUGAUGGAAAUGAGCACUUUUGUCGGUGUCAUCUUAGUGACACUGUGGUGCUGGAGUUCAAUCAAUACACGCCAGGCUCAAGAUGGAGGCAGUCCCUGGUGAAUCGGAAGGACCACAGGGAAGAAGGCAACGAGAGUGACGGAUUCUACGGUGGAAUAAGGAAGCUCCAAGACAAGGAUGAAAUCUCAAAGUGGAAGCAGCUAUGGCCAACGGAUAUCCUGGAAUAACGUGAACUAUUUCGCCCUUGUGACUCCUCCCCUCAGUCAAGCUGGCUAAUUGAUAUGCUCCCACGACCAGCCACCCCCUCCGUUCAAGUUGUACACACGGAUAGAACACGGGGUGGCAAAUUCUGGUGGCUGGACACGGUUGUAAACUUACUGUCGGGCAAAUGAACGCAGACUGCUGCUGAUCUACGUGCAGUGUAUGUAACCGCAGUCUGCGCCUUUUUGCCUGCUGUUGUAGUCCUAGAGCACAAAGAUCAAAUGUAAAUUACAAUUUAGUUCAAAUUUACCACAGGUCUGUCGCAUCUCUC
Triticum dicoccoides is the source of this 2289-nucleotide messenger RNA. RefSeq names its product F-box protein At2g32560-like. NCBI's taxonomy places the organism in Eukaryota, Viridiplantae, Streptophyta, Magnoliopsida, Poales, Poaceae. Gene Ontology annotation, molecular function: protein binding. Bases 761 to 1984 code for a protein of 407 amino acids. The record is from RefSeq and is a predicted model, not a curated record. The transcript has 5 exons.